CGGGACGCCAACAAUCUCUUCCGGGCCAACGCUAAACACAGAGGCUUGAGAUGAACAUAUGAAGUCAUAAAUUCUUGUUCAUAACUGCAUUUCUCCGCUGAAGGGAGAAGUUGUACCUGUAUAUUUACAUCUAGGAGCUUUGUUGAACAUCGUUCUUGUCGAAGCCGCAGUGGGUUCACGGCUCCGUGUCAACUGAACAUGUCUGCGGAGGAAGCGGACAAAACAACCACCACUGAUGCGAGCGCUGGAGAUGAGGAGGAGGAAUGGCUGUAUGGAGAUGAAUCUGAGAGCAAAGACGAGGAUGAAGAAGCUAAACUGAAUGCUGCAGUCAGUGCACCUGCUGAUGCUUCUACAGAAGAUGCUGCUGCACAUGCUACAGGAAAUGGAGUGUCCUCUGAGGCCACAGGUGAAGGAGCAGGUGAAGAUGUGGACAGUGACAGUGACAGUGAUGAUGACGACGAUGAUGUCCGAGUGACCAUUGGAGACAUCAAAACUGGAGCGCCACAAUACACAACUUAUGGAGCUCCUCCUGUAAAUCUCAACAUAAAGACAACAGGCUCCAGACCUUAUGGACAAGCCACGAAGCUGAAGGGAGUGGAUCUUGAUGCUCCUGGAAACAUUAAUGGGGUUCCAGUGCUGGAGGUGGACAUGGAGUCCUUUGAAGAGAAACCCUGGAGGAAGCCAGGAGCGGAUCUGUCAGACUACUUCAAUUAUGGCUUCAAUGAAGACACGUGGAAGGCUUACUGUGAAAAACAGAAGAGGCUGCGUAUGGGUCUGGAGGUCUCUACAGUCGGCUCGGUGACGAGCAAGAUCACUGUUCAGCAAGGCAGGACAGGCAAUGAGAAAGACAUAUCCAGUUUACCUGUUCACACCUCGAAGCCAGACUUCACAUCUCCUGUCAGCCUGUACAAGUCUGCCGUCAGUCAGGUCACCAGGAUCUCUCCCCCUCAGUGGACUGGCCCGCCUGCUCAGGACAUGUCCUAUUAUACGAAGACGAGUGGUACCAUAGAUGUGAUUGGUGGACAGACGGCCACCAUCAGCAGAGUUGAAGGGCGACGCAGACACAACCUAGAUGGGAACAAUAUCCAGGUGAUCUCUGAACACUCCACGUCAGACGCGGAACCCACCCCAGCUAAGAUACCCACCUUCUUCCCCCCUGGACCACUUCCUCCCAACAUACCCCCACCUCCAUUUCUCCCUCCACCACCAAACGUCAGCACUGCACCCCCACUCAUCCCCCCACCCAGGUUGCCCAUUACUGUCCCUCCUCCUGGUUUUCCUCCUCCUCCUAGUGGGCCCCCUCCUGCUAUUAUACCCACUAUGGACAGUGGCCACCCUGGAGGUUAUGAUGGACGCUCUGUCCCUCCAUAUCCGUUCCCUCAAGGUGCUUACCCUCCACCCAUGGCUGGAGGUGUGCCUCCUCCAUGGCCCCCAAUGAUGGACAACUCUAAACCCUGGGAUUACUAUUCACGUCGAGAUGACAAGAGAGACAAGGACAGAGAAAGGCCAAGGGAGAGGACACAUGAGCGGGAGAGGGAAAGGGAGCACAGUCCUUCAGCUAUGAGCUACACCAGCGACGAGGAGCGGUAUCGUUACCGUGAGUACCAGGAGCGUGGUUACGGUGAGCGCCAUCGUGACCGGUCGAGCCGAGAGAAAGAGGAAAGACACAGAGAGAGGCGGCACCGAGAGAAAGAGGAGGGACGCCACAAGUCCUCUCGCAGCAGCAGCAGCAGGAGGAGGCACGACAGCGAGGAGGGCGAUAGUCACCGGAGGCACAAACACAAGAAGAGCAAGAGGAGCAAGGAGGGCAAAGAGGCCAGCGAGGAGAUCAGCGCAGACCAAGAGAACCAGGAGGCCAUGGAGUAGUGAUUGCCAUCUCCUGUCCUUCCUCUCUCCAUCUGUCUCCAUUCCUGUCUGUCUUUCGUGUCUCCCACCAAGAAGAAAGAAAGAAAGAGAGAAGAUGGGCGCAAACCAACAAAACCAGAAAGUCGCAGAGUGAUUGAUGUGUCCUGUCACUCCCCUCUCCAUCAGUCUCCAUCCAUCCUGCUGCCAUUCAUCCUCAUCAUCACUUCAGAUGGAGAAUGGAGGGAUGGUCACUAGCUGACAUCAGGCGGAGCAUCAAUCUUCAUCCACCUCCUUCCUCUCUCAGCCCUUCUCUCAGAGCACUGCUGUAACAAUGAGGUCAUACUCACAGAUUUCACUGUAUAGUCAGGGCGAUCAGCAGAAUUUGCUCUUUUUCUGUCAUUUGGUUUGUUUGUUGUCCUUUUGUUCUUGUCCUGUAUGAAGACACCUGUAGAGAGCUGUCAGUUUAAGUUCAAUUAAAAAAAAACACUUUUGAUAAAAUGGC
Molecule: messenger RNA, 2347 nt
Organism: Seriola aureovittata
Lineage: Eukaryota; Metazoa; Chordata; Actinopteri; Carangiformes; Carangidae
Gene: fip1l1b
Product: FIP1 like 1b (S. cerevisiae)
Exons: 16
Coding region: 199-1866 (555 amino acids)
Cellular component (GO): mRNA cleavage and polyadenylation specificity factor complex
Molecular function (GO): RNA binding
Source: RefSeq, a predicted model, not a curated record